GCAUAGCAUAGUGCGUUGUGCGCGCUAAUAUUGGAGCGAAAUUCAACAUUAGGUUAGUGGAGUGCAAUAUGUAUAUGUGUACGUGUAGCGCGGCAACAGCUUGACCUUUGGAAGUCUGUCGAUUUCACAGUUGCCUUAAAAUCUGCAAAUGGCCAACUUGGUUGACAUCAUUGAAUUUGUUAGACCACAUACCAAGGAUAAAAAUUUGUACGUGACAGGAGUCUCCAACAGAUUACCUGAAGAGAAAGUAACAGCAAAGCUCCAUCAAGUGUUCUCCCAAUUUGGUCUGCUGUAUGAAGUCCAGGUUCUUGGGAGUGGCAGUCAACCUUUGACCUCUGAUGAUCGCUACCUGUCUGAGCAUGGUCAUGUGACUGUAUGCAGUAAUUUUAGACAAGGAUUGUAUGCCUUUGUCAAAUACUACUCUGCUCUAGCUGCCAGCAGAGCAGUGGAUGCAAUUAAUGGAAAGUAUAUGUUGGAUGGUCGUCUCCUUAAGGUGAGGUUUGCCAACAGACAGAAACCAAUUGAGAACAAUGCCCAACUUGGAUUCCAGCAGUGUUGUGAGCUUGCCAAUCAUCACUUUGGUUUCAAUGGCUGGACAAGCCAAAUAGUAGCUUUGAAGGAGGACAAAAAUUGUGAAGCUAAUGUCGCCCGCUUUAUUGCUGUGGUGAGAUUGGACAUCAGGCAACAUGACAUGCAUAGUGAAGGAGUAGGGGUCGGAGAGGUGGCUUUCACCACGCAAGACCCUAUGAGUAGAAUCACUGCAUACCUCAGAGCCAAGAAAAUUGCCUUCCAGAGGGCAAGCGAGGGCGCCUUCAGAAAACUGAUCAUUGUUGUCUUACCUAAUGGUAAAACUGCUGUGGAAGUCAACUGUACUGCUAUUGAAGCUCAACAUUAUGUUACACAGGAGGAACUAAAGGGCACGGUAAAAGUGACACAAGUUGAAGACCCUGCUGAGGUUAAUAAUCCAGAGGUGAACUCAGAAGUUACUGAUGAAUCCCAAGAUACAUUGGAUCUUGACUACGUCAAUGUGCAGCUGUUAGUUGAUUUACAGAUGGAUAUGUAGCAUGAUAAUUAUUGGAACAGAGAAAAGCAGAUUAGUUGAAAGGUAUGGCUCACCAUUCACCAACCUUCAGAAACUUUAAUUUAAUUUUUCAUGUAGAUACAGUGUAUUAUAGGUCUGUGUACUAUACAUUAAGUACUACAUGUAUACAUCUGCUUUCCCCAUUAGCAUUUUCUUAGCAUUGUGUCGUAUAGUCCUUGCCUUCAGUGGGCCCUUUCAUUGGAAAUCGGGGCCUCCACUUCCAAUAAAAAGAAACGAAACAGUUUUCGGCUUGGAGUAUGUUUUACAAUAAAGACACAGUAGAUUCAUAUGUCACAAAAAGUAUAGGGUUGAGUCUGUUUAUUGGCGAGCUGUGAAGCAAAUGCAAGUCUUUUGUCCAUCUGUCUGUUGAGCCGGCUGUCCACUCAAUGUUAAAAGUUUUUACUAGUGGGUAUAGCAUGUAUCAUUUGUGCUUAUUUAUUUCAAUCUUGGGUUUAUUAGUAUCAUAUUUUGGUGGGCUCAUUGUUAUUUACAUACAUGUACAUAUUUGAUGAAUAAAUUAAACCCAAAAUGUUGAAGUUA
Messenger RNA from Acanthaster planci (crown-of-thorns starfish), 1621 nucleotides. RefSeq names its product RAD52 motif-containing protein 1-like. Lineage: Eukaryota; Metazoa; Echinodermata; Asteroidea; Valvatida; Acanthasteridae. Gene Ontology annotation, cellular component: nucleolus. Gene Ontology annotation, molecular function: RNA binding. The record is from RefSeq and is a predicted model, not a curated record.